AAAAAAUAAACAUUUGCCUUCCUUUCCUGUCUAGGCCCGGCAGAAUGGCUCCCGCAAAGAAGGGCGGCAAGAAGAAGAAGGGCCGCUCUGCCAUCAACGAGGUGGUGACGCGGGAGUACACCAUCAACAUCCACAAGCGCAUCCACGGCGUGGGCGUGGGCUUUAAGAAACGUGCUCCUCAGGCACUCAAAGAGAUCCGGAAAUUUGCCUUGAAAGAGAUGGGCACUCCAGAUGUGCGCGUUGACAUCAGGCUCAACAAAGCUGUCUGGGCCAAAGGAAUAAGGAAUGUCCCCUACCGCAUCCGGGUACGGUUGUCCAGAAAACGCAAUGAGGAUGAAGAUUCACCAAACAAGCUGUAUACACUGGUUACCUAUGUACCUGUCACCACUUUCAAAAAUCUAUAGACAGUCAAUGUGGAUGAGAACUAAAUACUAAUUGUCAAAUAAAGUUACAAAACCAAAAAAAAAAAAAAAAAAAACAUUUAAGG
Messenger RNA from Erinaceus europaeus (western European hedgehog), 487 nucleotides. RefSeq names its product large ribosomal subunit protein eL31-like. Gene Ontology annotation, molecular function: structural constituent of ribosome. The transcript has a single exon. The record is from RefSeq and is a predicted model, not a curated record. Lineage: Eukaryota; Metazoa; Chordata; Mammalia; Eulipotyphla; Erinaceidae. Gene Ontology annotation, biological process: cytoplasmic translation. Gene Ontology annotation, cellular component: ribosome; cytosolic large ribosomal subunit. The coding region runs from base 45 to 404 and encodes 119 amino acids.